AUUGCGGCCAAAAAAUACGUUUAUUCAGGCAAGGCCAAACCUUCAGUUGGACCGACUCGCACUUGCGCACUUUAAAAAGAUGCUGAAUAUCAGUUGAGGCAGGAGCCUCGUUCUGGUGGUCAGUGCAAAUUAGCCCGUUAGUCACAGUUUUGUCCCGAGCUAGCUAAUUGUUUGUUUUAGAUAAGAAAAGGUCGAAUAAACAGGAUAUUUUUGUUUAGGUUAUGUCCAGUAGCUUGCGUACUCCUUCAUUGUGUUUAUAAACAAAGCCAUGUCUAAAUUAUAGCUUUACAUUUUCUUAUUUAGCGGGGAAAACCUUUAUGCUAGUGAACGUGUAAUAGCCAAUAGUCCAAUUACGACAAGUGUACGGAUAACAGGCGGCUGAGAAGAGGACAACAACAACAAGACAAGACGUGUGUAUGCAGGGCUUGGAGACAUUCACAUUGGGGAUUCACAAUGCUGUCAGCAAACCUAGCUGUAUGCCCAAGAUCAUGUUAAGUACACCAGCAGCUGCUCCUUCAUUUCCCACCCCCUGGAUGUGUGUUGACUACUCUCAGUAUGUUUAUUAAUGUCUUUCACACCACCUUCUGUCAAAGCAGGUUAAACAAAUCUCCUAAAAACUGCAGGCUGGUCUCUUUGCCUUGUCCCGAAGGGAGCAGCAGCAGCAGCAGCAGCAGCAGCUCUGUGUUUGUCUUUUGGUUGGUGACAGCACGGGAACAUGUGGUCCUGCAGCGGCCAAUGCCGAGCCCAGAGCAGGCGAUCAGCACUGUCAGACUAGCAGCAGCAGUGCUGGCACGGGAGAGGGACUCUGUAGUCCCCCUGCAGAGAGAAACCCCCUUAAAAGAGAGAGAGAGAGGGAGAGAGAGGGAUUUGAUUACAGAGCGGAGGAUGAGGAUGCAGUGGGAGGAAGGGGAUGUUGCAGAGGAGUCUGCAAGGAGGCAAAAACAAACAGGAGGACAGGCUGUGUGAUCCAGAUCUCAAGAUGUAGGAGCCGCAUCAGAAGAGCCCUCUGUCAAAGUGUGAGUGUGUGAACGCACUGUAACAUCAGGGGACUUGUGUUUCAAGGAUAGUGAAGGUGGAGAGAGGCGCAACCUGAGAAGUCCCCUCUCCAUCUCCACAGAGGAUGACAAAUUAGUCCUUAUUCAGCAAGGAGCGAGAGCAUCACCCUGAGGUUAGUGAAGUGCAAAGUCAUACUGUUUCCACCUGAUUUGAACAUGUUGUUCUCACUUAUCCCCUCUCUUCUUUGACACUUGUUUUUGUCCAGUAUGGAAAUGAUUUGUGUGUGCAGCACUGUCGCUGGCGAUUUCCUCAUGCUCUGCCACUUGUUAAUAUAAACUAUGGCUGUAUUCAGUCAGUGUGUUGUUCAUGAAUGCGCUCCUGUCCCCCGCUGACCUGUCAGGGGGAAAAAGCGUGGUGACGAAGUGGGGCUUGUUGUCUCUUGAUGUGAUGUCUUUAUCCAGGAUCAGAUGUUGUCCACAGCUCAGCAGAUGCUGCAGGAUAGCCGCUCCAAGAUCGAGCUGAUCCGACUGCAGAUUAUCAAAGUCACCCAGGCUGGCAGCAGCAGUGGCGGCAGCGGUAUUACCGAUGAUGGUGGCGGCAACCAUGACAGCUCUACACAUGGAGGGAUCUCUCCGGUCGCUGUCAGUCCUGUGGAUGCUCGUUUGGCAGAGUUGCAGCACUACAUGCAGAGAGAGACAGAUGCGUUGGUGCUGGCCAAAGAUGUGGUGAAGCAGCUGGAGGGAAUCUCAUCGCUGGACCAGAAGGCACUGGCAGAGGCUCGGUCCCGGGUGCAGGAGUCCUCCCAGAAGCUGGAUCUUCUGCAGCUGUCCCUGGAGAAAUGCCCGAAGGAAAAGAACCAGGCGCCUCUACAGCAGAAUGCAGGGGGGGUCAACUCUUCAGAGGGACCCCCGUCUCCCCAAAUCUCCAGACCUGGUUGUCCCCUGUCCACCUCCCCGUCCAUCUUCUCUAUCAGACCUGCCUCCUUGACUGGUAUACUUGAAGUCAGGCUUCUUGGAUGUGAGGACUUACUGAAACCUCUGACACACCCAGAGCAGGAAAACCAUCUGAGUCCCACUGAGGACAGUUCACCAGCUGCUCAUGGGACCAACAGACCCUCUGUGGAGAUCAGCGCGGUGCUCAGGCUGGACACCAGAGCGGUCGGCCAGACUCGCUGGGCAGCCGUCAGCAGGCUGAGCUGGGAUCAGACGUUCUGCAUCCAGCUGGAGCGGUCUCGAGAGCUGGAGGUCGGUGUGUUCUGGCGGGACCGGAGGGCGAUGUGUGCAGUCAAGUUCCUGCGACUGGAGGAGAUGAUGGACAACCCAGACCACAGCCAGGAGUUAAGUCUGGAGCCACAGGGGCUCCUCUAUGCCAAGCUUCGAUUCAUUGACGCUGUCAUUGAGCGGCAGCCGAAACUGAGACGUCAGCGAUGUAUCUUCACUAAAGAGAGAGGGAAGAACUUCCUCAGAGCGGCCCAGAUGAACAUGAAUUUUGCCACAUGGGGUCAUCUGAUGAUGAGCAUCCUCCCUCGCUACAGCUCUUUCACCACAUUCAGCUCGUCCCUUUCUACGACCCCCGACGUCGUGGCCAACAACACCCUGCGUCCAACUGAGAAGGAGCUUCAGACCACCUCUCCACUGCCAAGUGAAGCUCCAGUAAUCAGACUCAGCAUCACUGAGGAUCAGCCCUCUCCCACCAGCCUCGACCAGGGAGACAACACUCCCACCAUCAUCACUACAGCACACAAAACCUCAUCUGUGCCUGCACUGCAAGAAAACCUGUCAUCCAUAAACAAUACAGAAGAAAGUGAAGAUCAACCUGUAUCUGCUCCAAAGAUGCAGAUGGAAGAUUACAAAUAUAUUUCAGUUCUUGGCAGAGGACACUUUGGGAAGGUCCUGCUGGCAGAGUUUAAGAAGACAGGAAAACUGUACGCCAUCAAAGCCUUGAAGAAAAAAGACAUUGUGACUCGUGAUGAAGUGGACAGCCUUAUGAGUGAGAAGAGGAUCUUUGAGAUGAUCAACGCAUCUAGACAUCCGUUCCUGGUGAACCUCCACGGCUGCUUCCAGACCAGCGACCACGUCUGCUUUGUCAUGGAGUAUUUACCAGGCGGCGACCUCAUGAUCCACAUCCACAACAACGUCUUCACCGAGGCCCAGACCAGGUUUUAUUCAGCAUGUGUCCUGCUGGGUUUAGAGUUCCUGCAUCUGAAUAAAAUCAUCUAUCGAGAUCUGAAGCUGGACAACCUGUUAAUGGAUGCUGAUGGAUUUGUGAAAAUCACAGACUUUGGACUUUGUAAAGAAGGGAUGGGUUACGGAGAUCGAACCUCGACUUUCUGUGGGACUCCCGAGUUUCUGGCUCCUGAGGUCCUGACAGACGACAACUACACCCGAGCAGUGGACUGGUGGGGGAUGGGCGUCCUCAUCUACGAGAUGCUUGUGGGAGAGUCUCCGUUUCCUGGUGAGGAUGAGGAGGAGGUGUUUGACAGCAUUGUCAAUGAUGAUGUGCAGUAUCCAGGGUCUCUUCCUCCUGGUGCUGUCUCCAUCAUCCAGAAGCUGUUGAAGAGGAAUCCUCUGAAAAGGCUCGGAGCUGGAGAGAGGGACGCAAACGAGGUCAAAGGAGAGAAAUUCUUUGAGACCAUCGACUGGGAAGCCCUGCUGGCCAAGAGAGUAAAACCACCGUUCCUGCCGUCAAUCAAAGAGUCGAUGGAUGUCAGCAACUUCGACAGCGAGUUCACUCGACUCCAGCCAAUCCUGUCGCCUCCCUCCAAGCCCUUCAGCCUCUCUGCCGAGCAGCAGGAAGCCUUCGCGGACUUCGACUUCUGCGCCUUGCAUGGAUGAAAGACGAGCUGAAAAGACCAGAGUGGGGAAAU
This is a messenger RNA of Siniperca chuatsi (mandarin fish), 3862 nucleotides long. Its product is annotated as serine/threonine-protein kinase N2-like. Gene Ontology annotation, biological process: protein phosphorylation. The coding region runs from base 1464 to 3830 and encodes 788 amino acids. The record is from RefSeq and is a predicted model, not a curated record. NCBI's taxonomy places the organism in Eukaryota, Metazoa, Chordata, Actinopteri, Centrarchiformes, Sinipercidae. Gene Ontology annotation, molecular function: ATP binding; protein serine/threonine kinase activity. The transcript is spliced from 20 exons.